Messenger RNA from Hyla sarda, 2702 nucleotides. RefSeq names its product peptidase domain containing associated with muscle regeneration 1 (gene PAMR1). The record is from RefSeq and is a predicted model, not a curated record. Gene Ontology annotation, molecular function: calcium ion binding; serine-type endopeptidase activity. Gene Ontology annotation, biological process: proteolysis. The transcript is spliced from 11 exons. Lineage: Eukaryota; Metazoa; Chordata; Amphibia; Anura; Hylidae. Bases 404 to 2611 code for a protein of 735 amino acids.
GACUCGAUGCCAGGUCAGGACGGGGUCUGAGGAGAAUUAUUAUUACGUCGUCGUCUCCUUCGCCUCAGACGGAUUUGCCUUCUGCGGACGGUACCUGCACGGUCCCCUGUCUUGUCUAUGUGACGGUGGAGUAUCUGCUGCUCGGUGAAUGACCUCGGAUCCUGCUGCUCGGUGAAUGACCUCACCUACUGCUGAUUCAUUGUUUAGGAUUCCCCAGCACCGCGCCGGCCGGGCAACGAAGAGUUAAAACAGCCGAGUGUUUUCGGGGUGACGUAAUCUGGAAGACCCCGCUGGAAGAUUUUCUUUUCCUUUUUCGCUGAGGGUGUCACUGACCCGGACGAUAGGAAACGUGAAACCUGAGACCCUAGCAGAGCAAGCAUGAAGAGACGGGGACCCUGAAUCCAUGCGGAGUGCCUGCGCUGGGACCACGGAGGACACCAUGACCCUGACGGUGCGGACCGCUCUGUUCUGCCUCUGCGCCCUCCACGUCACUGCCCACCCCAGGAGCUCCAAAUAUACAGUGAUUAAUGAGAACUGCCCAGGAGCGGAGUGGAAUAUCAUGUGCCGAGACUGCUGUGAGUAUGAUCAGGUGGAGUGUGUGUGUCCGGGAGGCAACAAGAAGGUGGGGUACACCAUCCCCUGCUGCCGGAAUGAAGACAAUGAGUGCGACUCCUGCCUCAUACACCCAGGGUGCACGAUAUUUGACAACUGCAAGACAUGUAACAAUGGAUCGUGGGGCGGUAUGCUGGAUGACUUCUACGUGAAGGGUCGGUACUGCUCGGACUGUCGUGUCGGCUGGUAUGGCGGAGACUGUAUGAGAUGCGGGGAGGUAAUACAGGCCGCCCGGGGAGAGAUCAUGUUGGAGAGUUACCCAUUUAAUGCGCACUGUGAAUGGAGCAUCCAAGUGUCACCGGGAUAUACCAUAGAGCUCAGGUUCGCCAUGAUAAGUAUGGAGUUCGAUUAUAUGUGUCAGUACGAUUACCUGGAAAUCCGUGACGGCGACAACGUGGACGCUAAAAUGAUUAAGCGAUUCUGCGGGAACGAGCGGCCGCCAUCCAUCCGCAGCUCAGGGAACUCUCUGCAUAUUCUAUUCCGGUCGGACGGGUCUAAAAAUUUCGACGGAUUCUACGCGACCUUCCAGGAAGUUACUGUCUGCUCCUCUUCUCCAUGUUUUCAUGACGGAACGUGCAUUGUGGAGAAAACGGGAUCCUAUAAAUGUGCCUGUCUGGCUGGAUAUACAGGAAAGCAUUGUGAAAGUGUUAUAGAGGAGAAGAGCUGCACAGAUCCAGGACCCCCACUGAAUGGAUAUAAGGAGCUAUCUGAGCAGGGGGGGUUCCCAUAUGGGAAUCGGGUCAAGAUAGGUUCCACCAUCCACUACUUCUGUAACAACUCCCAUGUCCUCAGCGGCAACCAGGAACGGAAAUGUCUGGAAACAGGUCAAUGGUCGGGGAAGCAGCCGGUCUGCAUUAAAGCUUGUCGGGAGCCCAAGAUCCCAGAUCUGGUGCGCCAGAAAGUGCUGCCAUCUCAAGUUCAGUCCCGGGAAACUCCUCUUCACCAACUUUACUCCGCAUCAUCGACGACGUUCACCAAGGAAAAGAUUGACAUCUACCCCACCAAGAAGCCGGCUCUGCCCCCCGGAGAGCUCCCUAAAGGAUACCAGCACCUUCACACCCAAAUCCAGUAUGAGUGUGCGUCUCCAUUCUACCGGCGCAUGGGAAGCAGCAGGAGGACCUGUCUGAAAACUGGAAAGUGGAGCGGACGAGCUCCUUCUUGCAUCCCGAUUUGUGGGAAGCUGGAAAACGUCACCGUCCCCCAGGUGUCGCAAACGCGCUGGCCGUGGCAAGCCGCUCUAUAUCGCAGAUCUAAUGGCGUAAAAGACCCCAACCUGAGGAAGGGCGCCUGGGUCCUGGUGUGCAGCGGGGCCCUGCUAAAUGAGCGCACGGUGGUGAUAGCCGCUCACUGCGUGACCGACCUCGGCAAGAGCACCAUCAUCAAGGUGUCAGACCUGAAAGUCGUGUUGGGGAAAUUCUACCGAGACGACGAGCGAGAUGACAAGAGCCUGCAGCAUCUACAUAUCUCGGCAGUCAUCUUACACCCUAACUACGACCCCAUCCUGUUGGACUCUGACAUCGCAGUCAUCAAACUGCUGGACAAGGCCAGGGUGAGUAACAACGUCCAACCGGUGUGUCUCACCUCCUCAUCCGAUCUUGACUUGGCCACACUGGACACCAAGAUCGUCACUAGCGGUUGGCGGAUCCUCUCCGACCCCAAAGCCCCAGGUUUCAAGAACGAGACCAUUCGUGCCGGGUUGGUGCUGCCAAUGGACUCCCUUCUGUGUGAGCAGCAGUAUGAGGAGAACGGGAUCGGCGUCAGCGUGACCGAAAGCAUGUUCUGUGCCAAACAGGCACCGGGCGCCUCUUCCCACAUAUGCCCCUCGGAGACUGGUGGUAUUGCUGUCGCUCUUUUGCCAGGAAAGGUGUCAUCUGAGAUCACUUGGAACCUUGUAGGACUGGUCAGCUGGGGCUAUGACAAGACUUGUCACCAGGAGCUCUAUACGGGGUACACAAAAGUCGUCACCUUCAAAGACUGGUUGGAAAAAAAUAUGAAGUAGACUUCGAGGAGAUGGCAUUUGUCUUCUAUUAUACCUGGGCUUAAAGGGGUACUCCACCCCUAGACAUCUCAUCUCCUAUCCAAAGGAUAGG